CUCCCCUCACAUUCACUUGGUUACAGCCAGUCACUCAUUUACCAUUCUCUGUUAUUUUAUAACUCCUCGCCACAUCCUGAACGUCUCUCCUACGUUGGUUCACUAUAUGCACAAGUUGUCAUAAUGGCUGCAAUAAUAGCCAUUACAUUUUACCUGCUGAUAGGAGGUUGUGUGGCUAAGGUGGAGGUGUCAGAAUUAGAGGAGCUGCGGUCUUCUAUGAUGAUUACACAACUGGCUCUGUCCCAACAGGCACAAGUGUUGUUCCGAAUGGUGAAUGGUACCGAGCGUGUUCAGUCAUCAUGUCUUGAAGAGACGUGUUGUCCGUACCCUUACCAACGGGUACUAGACGAGUGCUUUUAUCUGAGCACAGAGAAACUAUCAUGGAGCCAUGCCCGUCAAUACUGUCAUGGAAUGAAAGGGACGCUGGCCAUGCCAAUAAAUGUCUACGCCCUAGAAUCAUUUGUCCACGAUAAAGGAGGUUCCGUUUUUGUCUGGCUUGGUGCCACUGAUGAAGGACAAGAAGGGGAGUGGAAAUGGCUGAACGGACGACCCAUAAAAAGCGAGGACUGGAGUGGGUCACAACCUGAUAAUUAUGAUGGAAAUGAACAUUGCAUGGACCUUAGACCUGAAUGGCACCCACCACUCAACGAUGCUAGAUGCAGCAACAAACAGAGAUUCGCCUGCCAGUAUACAUCAUAAUAUUCUCAAGAUCGUUUUUUUUUUUAUAAUAAUACAUGAACUAUGCCGGAAGUUUUUUUGUGGAUUCAAACGGGCGCACACAAGAAAAAUUAAUGGGUGAAUAUGUUAAUUUUGCUAUUUGUCUGUACUCCGAAUACUGUGUUACCAUGAAAUAUCUUCUUAUUUUAGUGUUAUACUUGCAAACAUAAAACAGAUAUAAUAUUCUACAACAAAACUGAUUGACUAUAUUUAGUUCUGUUUACAUAUAAUAAUUAUAAGCAUAGUCAAUGUUCAUGAAUAAAGAUAAAACCAGUAUAC
This is a messenger RNA of Cherax quadricarinatus, 996 nucleotides long. RefSeq names its product perlucin. Lineage: Eukaryota; Metazoa; Arthropoda; Malacostraca; Decapoda; Parastacidae. The record is from RefSeq and is a predicted model, not a curated record.